AUGAAAAAGAAUAAUACUAAGAAAACAGCAAAUACGAAGGUAAAAGUCAAUCCAUGUUCAAAUGAUCGUUACUAUAUGGAUUAAUCCAUCGAUGAAGAAGUCUACAUUAAAAAUAAUUAUAAAGUUGUUAGAGAAUUGGGCAGAGGUGGUUAUGGAGUUGUUUAUAAAGCGGUUGGAUUGAAUCAAGGUCAAAUUGAUAAAAACAAAAAGUAUGCCAUCAAGGUUAAUUUUUCUACUGUGUCUCCAGAGCUAAUAUUUGCUGAAAUAGGAUUUUUGAAAUUAAUUUAUGGCAAAGAAAAUAUGCCACAAUUGGUUAAUUUGUUUCUUAUUGAUCAAAAAAUAUAUAUCGUCAUUGAGUACUUUACAUACAAACCCUUCAUUACAUUCUUUGCUACUUUUGAUAUGAUGGAAGUUAGACGAUACUUAUAUGAACUACUUAAAGCCCUGAAUGUGUUGAAAUAGAAUGGAAUCUAUCACCGCGAUGUUAAACCUGGAAACUUUCUCUAUAAUCCUAAGACAGGCAAAGGAAUCCUUAUUGAUUAUGGUCUAAGCGAAAUUGAUAGAUCCUUCGUCGCCAAAUUGAUUGAGAAGGAGAAAGAAUUAUCCAAGAAGCAUCCCCAAUCAGAUGAAGUCUAAGAAAUUAGAAGGAAGAUUAAUUUAUACAAUGAAAUCCAAAAAACUAUAGAUUAAAUUGGAAAUAAUAAAAUUGGCACAGAGAGCUUUAUGCCCUUAGAAAGCAUAUUGCAUUACCAAGAUCAAUCGUAUGAAGUGGAUAUGUGGGCUGUAGGAGUUAUAUUCCUACAAUUUUUGACUAAGAAGUACAAUUUAUUCAGCAAUGUCCGAAUGAUUAAUAAGCCUGUUGUGACUAAAAACUUUUUUUAUGUCAACUUCAUACUAGAAUUGGCUAGUUUGUUCGGCUCUGAAUAAGUGAAAUAAAUAUGUGAGCAGUUUGGUAAAAUUAAAUUAUUUAUCAAAAUAGAAUAUGAUCUUAAAUUGCCUUCAGUUGUUGCAACCAAACCUGUGUAAUGGAAAUCAAUAAUACAUAUUGAUGGAUUUGAUAGCGAUGCUGAAGAUUUGCUUUCAAGAUUACUUUGUUUAAAUCCGAAAUAGAGAAUCAAAGUUGAAGAUGGAUUGACGCAUCCCUUUUUUAAGCCUUUAUUAGAAUAAGAAAAACAAACAUAAACAAAUUUUUAAGAUAAUUAAGAAAUAAUGCAAUAAAAACUAUAAGAAAAUUGA
Paramecium tetraurelia is the source of this 1236-nucleotide messenger RNA. RefSeq lists its product as uncharacterized. NCBI's taxonomy places the organism in Eukaryota, Ciliophora, Oligohymenophorea, Peniculida, Parameciidae. Gene Ontology annotation, molecular function: ATP binding; protein serine/threonine kinase activity. The record is from RefSeq and is a predicted model, not a curated record. Gene Ontology annotation, biological process: protein phosphorylation. The transcript has 5 exons. Gene Ontology annotation, cellular component: cytosol; nucleus; protein kinase CK2 complex.